Topomyia yanbarensis is the source of this 1296-nucleotide messenger RNA. RefSeq names its product allantoicase-like. The coding region runs from base 71 to 1195 and encodes 374 amino acids. Gene Ontology annotation, molecular function: allantoicase activity. Gene Ontology annotation, biological process: allantoin catabolic process. NCBI's taxonomy places the organism in Eukaryota, Metazoa, Arthropoda, Insecta, Diptera, Culicidae. The transcript is spliced from 2 exons. The record is from RefSeq and is a predicted model, not a curated record.
CAUCCGAUCAAUCAGUCGGUACCAGAUCGGUGGCGAGCAACAGUCCGACGACCAAGAAGUAGCAGCAACGAUGUCCGAGCAGAAAGUAGCCGAACCAGCCUUCCUACAGCUCAGCGAGCUUGCCUCCAACAGUAGUGGUGGCCGUGUCCUGUUUGCCACGGACGAUUGGUUUGCCCCUGCAGAAUGGAUGCUGAUGGACGCAGAACCGGUGUUUAUCCCGGACAAGUAUACCCCGUACGGUAAGUGGAUGGACGGUUGGGAAACCAGGCGCAAGCGAAUAGCAGGCCAUGAUUGGUGUAUCAUACGGCUGGCGGCACUCAGCAAGAUUAAGGGAAUCGUAGUAGACACGGCGCAUUUCACGGGCAACUUUGCGCCAAGGUUUUCCGUGCAAGGUGCGCAACUUAGCCCGCUGGUAGAGGAAUCGAUUCCGGAACGAGGGCGAGAGAUGAUCGGAACGGCUUGCAGUGAGAAAGAUCUAGAAAAAGUUGCUAGCUUGAAAAGUGAUGAAUGGUCGGAGGUGAUCGAAAUGACCCCACUUAAGCCGGGGUAUAGCACAACUAGCAAGCAAUACUUUUUCGUCGAUUGCAAUGAUGCAUUCACUCAUCUGAGAGUUAAUAUCUAUCCGGAUGGGGGAAUAGCUCGGUUGCGGGUAUUUGGAGAAGUACAACCGGAUAACAAUUUAUUAUCCAGUGGAAGCCAACUGGAUUUGAUUGGAAUGCUGAAUGGAGGCCAAUGUCUCAGCUAUUCUAACGCACAUUACGGCCAUCCGCGAAACUUGAUCAAACCGAACCGGGGCAUCAACAUGGGUGAUGGGUGGGAAACCGCUCGAAGACUCGAUCGGCCACCGAUUCUGAACAUCGAUAAGCACGGUAUUCUGCAAGUACCCGGCUGUGAAUGGGCCGUUUUCCGACUGUGCUCCAAGGGAAUAGUGGAGAGGGUUGUGGUGGAUACAAACCACUUCAAGGGUAACUUUCCGGAUACCGUUAAGAUCGAGGCCACGUGCCUGGAGCCGAACCGUACACUGCAGUCGGCCCAGUGGCAACCGAUGCUGGAUAGUACCAAGCUUGCCGCCCACCGGGAGCAUGUGUUCGAGGAUGAGAGCUUACAGUUCAGAGGACCCUGUAGUCACGUAAGAAUCACGAUAGCACCGGAUGGGGGGAUAUCGCGGGUUCGGUUGUUCGGUAGGGUUCUGUGACGGGGGAAUAACUUUAAGCAAGGUCCACAAAAAUACGGUGCAAUAAAUGAAACUGAAGAUAAUUUUUGAAAUAAACAAAAGGUGUUUUUUGAGAUAACCUA